AAACUAGAACAACUCAAUCAGUAUCCAGAUUUCAACAGCUACCUGAUUUUUGUUCUUACAAAGUUGAAGUCUGAAGAUGAACCAACACGUUCCUUGAGUGGUCUCAUCUUGAAGAAUAAUGUAAAAGCACAUUUUCAUAACUUUCCAAAUGGGGUAACUGACUUCAUUAAAAGUGAAUGUCUGAACAACAUUGGUGAUUCUUCUCCCUUAAUUAGAGCUACUGUAGGCAUUCUGAUAACAACCAUUGCUUCAAAAGGGGAAUUACAGAACUGGCCUGAACUCUUACCAAAGCUUUGCAGCCUGUUGGAUUCUGAAGAUUACAACACCUGUGAGGGUGCAUUUGGUGCUCUUCAGAAGAUAUGUGAAGAUUCUGCUGAAAUUUUAGAUAGUGAUGUAUUGGACCGACCACUCAAUAUCAUGAUACCUAAAUUCUUGCAGUUUUUCAAGCACAGCAGUCCAAAAAUAAGGUCUCAUGCUGUUGCAUGUGUCAAUCAAUUUAUCAUCAGUAGAACUCAAGCUCUUAUGUUGCACAUAGAUUCUUUUAUUGAGAAUCUUUUUGCACUGGCUGGUGAUGAGGAGCCUGAAGUACGCAAAAACGUUUGCCGUGCUCUGGUAAUGUUACUGGAAGUUCGAAUGGAUCGCCUGCUUCCUCACAUGAUUAAUAUAGUUGAGUAUAUGCUUCAGAGGACUCAGGAUCAAGAUGAAAAUGUGGCUUUGGAGGCUUGUGAGUUUUGGCUGACUUUGGCUGAACAGCCAAUUUGUAAAGAUGUAUUAUGUCGGCAUCUUACUAAAUUGAUACCUGUGCUGGUAAAUGGUAUGAAAUAUUCAGAGAUUGAUAUUAUUCUGUUGAAGGGGGAUGUUGAAGAAGAUGAAGCUAUUCCAGAUAGUGAGCAGGACAUAAGACCUCGUUUUCAUCGUUCACGGACAGUAGCUCAGCAACAUGAAGAAGAUGGUAUUGAAGAUGAUGAUGAUGAUGAUGAUACUAUUUCUGACUGGAAUUUAAGAAAAUGUUCUGCUGCUGCUCUAGAUGUCCUGGCUAAUGUAUUUCGUGAUGAACUUCUGCCACACAUCUUGCCCCUUUUGAAGGAAUUACUCUUCCAUCCAGAAUGGGUAGUUAAAGAAUCUGGUAUCCUUGUUCUUGGAGCAGUUGCUGAAGGCUGCAUGCAGGGUAUGAUUCCAUAUCUUCCUGAGCUUAUCCCUCACCUUAUUCAGUGCCUCUCUAACAAAAAGGCUCUUGUGCGCUCCAUUACAUGCUGGACUCUUAGUCGCUAUGCACACUGGGUAGUUAGUCAACCCCCAGACAUAUACUUGAAGCCAUUAAUGACUGAAUUGCUAAAACGUAUUUUGGAUAGCAACAAGAGAGUACAAGAAGCUGCCUGCAGUGCCUUUGCUACUCUAGAAGAGGAGGCUUGUACAGAGCUUGUUCCUUAUCUUGCAUAUAUACUUGAUACUUUGGUCUUCGCAUUUAGCAAAUACCAGCAUAAAAACCUGCUCAUUCUUUAUGAUGCUAUAGGAACUCUUGCAGAUUCUGUAGGACAUCAUCUAAAUAAACCGGAAUAUAUUCAGAUGCUAAUGCCUCCAUUAAUCCAGAAGUGGAACAUGUUGAAGGAUGAAGAUAAAGAUCUCUUCCCUUUAUUAGAGUGCCUGUCUUCAGUUGCUACUGCCUUGCAAUCUGGCUUUCUUCCAUACUGUGAACCUGUGUACCAGCGUUGUGUAAAUCUGGUGCAGAAGACUCUUGCACAAACCAUGUUGCAUAAUGCUCAGCCAGACCAAUAUGAGGCUCCAGAUAAAGAUUUCAUGAUUGUGGCUCUUGAUUUGCUCAGUGGUUUAGCUGAAGGACUUGGAGGCAACAUUGAACAGCUAGUGGCUUGCAGCAAUAUCCUGACACUAAUGUACCAAUGCAUGCAGGAUAAAAUGCCUGAGGUACGGCAGAGUUCUUUUGCAUUGUUAGGUGAUCUGACAAAGGCGUGUUUUCGGCAUGUUAAGCCUUGCAUUGCUGAUUUCAUGCCCAUUUUGGGAACCAACCUAAACCCUGAAUUUAUUUCUGUGUGUAACAAUGCCACCUGGGCAAUUGGAGAAAUCUCCAUCCAGAUGGGUAUAGAGAUGCAGCCUUAUGUUCCAAUGGUGUUGCACCAGCUUGUAGAAAUAAUUAACAGACCCAACACACCAAAGACAUUGUUAGAGAACACAGCAAUAACAAUUGGUCGUCUUGGUUACGUUUGUCCUCAAGAGGUGGCCCCCAUGCUACAGCAGUUUAUAAGACCCUGGUGCACCUCUCUGCGAAACAUAAGAGACAAUGAGGAAAAGGAUUCAGCAUUCCGUGGGAUAUGUACCAUGAUCUCAGUCAACCCCAGUGGAGUAGUCCAAGACUUUAUUUUUUUUUGUGAUGCUGUUGCAUCGUGGAUUAGCCCAAAAGAUGAUCUCCGAGACAUGUUCUGUAAGAUUCUUCAUGGAUUUAAAAAUCAAGUUGGGGAUGAGAAUUGGAGGCGUUUCUCUGACCAGUUUCCUCUUCCCUUAAAAGAGCGCCUUGCAGCUUACUAUGGAGUUUAA
Molecule: messenger RNA, 2550 nt
Organism: Chaetura pelagica (chimney swift)
Lineage: Eukaryota; Metazoa; Chordata; Aves; Apodiformes; Apodidae
Product: transportin-1
Exons: 22
Biological process (GO): protein import into nucleus
Cellular component (GO): nucleus; cytoplasm
Molecular function (GO): nuclear import signal receptor activity; small GTPase binding
Source: RefSeq, a predicted model, not a curated record